GCCGGCCGUUCAUCUCGUAACUUGCUUGUCAGAUUUUUCGCGGUUCGCGGUUAGUGAGCUACGCCCCCCUUAAGGGAGGGUUCUUACGGUAUUUAACAAAUAAUAAUUGUCACUUUAUAUUUAUAUUGAGAUUUUGUUAUUAAAAGUUUUUUUUUUGCUUUCAUUAAAACGAUUCGAUUUAAUAUCGCGACGUCGUAGGAACGUAAAAAGAAGUAUAUAUACAUAUAUAUAGAGUGAAUGUGUUUGUGAGUAAGGGAGGGUAGUGUAAAAAAGAGGAAAAAAAAAGAAGAGGAUACACGGAAAGAAAGAAGGCGUAGCAUCCAUCACCCUUAUUGUCAAUUGAAAGAAGAGAGGAAUGUUUUCUUUUUAAUCAUCGAACGAGAUAACGUUUUUCAUCCUAGUGGGAAAUAAUAUCACAACAUUUGAAAAGGAUCUUGUCAAAAAGGCUGUUGGAAAAUUCAAGGAUCUAUCAUCAUUGGCAUUUGUGUGCUUCCUUAUUUCCUUGCUUGCUACCUAGUUACCUACCUACCUACACCUAUCUCUACCUACCAACAUAAUUACAUCGAACCAUCAUCAUCUUCGUGGGUGGUGAAAUCUCAUUAGAACUACCGUAACAAUUGAUAAAGAAGUAUAGUUAUUAUCGAGGAUGUUCAAAUGCUGCGUAUGCAACAAGAGUUCGAGGAAGGAAAAGCAGCUUAUGACCAAUGAAAUGGACAAUAACAGCAGUAACAACAAAUCAUUGGGAAACAAAGUGAUCGAUUCAUCCAUUAAAAGUGAUAACGACGAUAAAUAUGUUAUAAUAGAUGAAAAUAAAGAUAAAUCUGCUAACGGUGAAAUUAAUCAACGAUUAGAAACAAAUACUAAAGUAUCUUCCUCAUCAACAUCGUUGUUAUUGGAAAAUCAUUUAACUAAUAUGGAAAAAUUAACAAUGAAUGAUAAUGAUAAUAAAGAACAAAUUGGAAAAGAAGAAGAAAAAGAAAAAGAAGAAAACCAGGUGAAAAAUGAAGAGACAAAAGAAAAUGAUGGGGGUGAGGGGGUAGAACAGAAAGGUCAAGGUGAGGGUGUAGAAGGGUCAGAUGAAAAAGGUAGAGGAGAUUUGAAAGAAACGAUGCAGAAGGGUUGCAUUGGUACUGACGAAGCUAAAGGGGAGGAGGGUGGUGGUGGAGGUGGUGGUUGUGACGGUGUUGUUGGUGUUGAUGGUGGGGGUGAAUUCGAUGCUGUAGAAACUGCAAUAGCUUCUGUUAAAACUAUCAAUGUUGUUGUUAAAUCAAAUUUAUACAAUGCCUCGGCAUAUAUCGAGAGAACGAUUGACGAUGGUCCUGACGAAGAGGGGGAUGAUUCUGUUUUUGAAUCUUGUCCGAACGAGAACGAGAAUGAAAAUGAUAACGAGAUUGAUAACGAGAUUGAUAACGAGACACCUGCUAAAGUUGUAACAGUUUCUGCGAUUCCACGUUGGCUGUCAGAAGAGGAUGACGAUGAUUCAGGAUCAGAGGGAUGCAGUGGGAUGCAAGAACCCCCUGCAACCCCCGUAGCACGCGACGAGCUAGCAUUAAGGCGUCACAGGUUCUUCUCCGAUUUACUUCAAGCUACACAAAAUUCUUCGGAGCACAGAGUGAGAUUCGACCCUUUAGGACCGAUGGUUCACUCCGGUUGCGAAGCAAGCGACAAGUUGGAACAAUUGGUGGAUCUGGUUAAUCGACUUGAGAGUGGUAUCAAACGAUUGGAAAGAGUACCAGCUGUUGGACAGUCUGUAACUCAAACUCAAGAAAUAGCAGUUGAAACCAACACACCGUCACCGAAUAAACCACAACCGGUAUCAACGAGAAAUACAGCGGCGUCGCCAUUAUCUUCACCAGAAAAAGCAUCUUACAAUUUAAUACAAUCAACCAGCAGCAACAACAACAACAACAAUAAUAUUAAUAGUAACAGUAACAUCAACAGCAACAGUAUGUCUGUCGCAGGCUAUGAAGAUUUGUUGGCAGGAUCGUUGAAGGAGUAUCUUCAAUUGAGCCAAAAAAUUGGCGGAGUUGUAGCCACCCAAAGUGAAAUGGUUGAAAAAGCAUUCCAAAUACAACUUGGUUUCAUCAAAUUGGCUGGCAGUCGUACAGCCCCAACCAAUCAAUCCGAACAAAUGUCACUGUUAGCACCAACAUCAGCACAGAUUGUUCAGAUUCAAGAAUUCAGCGAGAAGAAUAGAAACUCGCCAUUUUUCAAUCAUUUAUCUGCCAUAAGUGGAAGUAUUCCAGCAUUGGGAUGGGUUGCUUUUUCACCUACACCAGCUCCUUACGUUAAAGAGAUGAACGAUGCUGGACAAUUUUAUACCAAUCGUGUUUUAAAGGAUUGGAAAGAGAAAGACAAAACGCACGUGGAUUGGUGUAAAGCAUGGGUACAAACAUUGAACGAUCUUCAACAAUACGUUAGACAACAUCAUACAACGGGAUUGGUAUGGGCAAAAUCUGGUGGUGGUUCUGCGCCAGUGGGGAUUCCACCACCACCACCACCUUCCAUGCCUUUACCAGAGGUAUCAGCAUUGAACGUCAGCGACGACAGAAGUGCACUGUUCAAAGAAAUUAAUCAAGGGGAAGGUAUCACGAAGAAUUUGAAAAAAGUCACGUCGGACAUGCAGACCCAUAAGAACCCAUCUUUAAGAACUGGUCCAGCUCCAUUUAAAGCUCCUGUUUUUGGUAAUGCAGUACCAGGAAAAACUGUAUUACCAGCUAACGCGCCUAUCGAUAAACCACCUGUGUUUACUAAGGAUGGUAAAAAAUGGCUAGUGGAAUAUCACAAAGGUAACAAAGACCUGGUCAUCGACAACGUCGAGAUGAACAACGUUGUUUACAUGUUCCGUUGUCAGGACAGUACAAUGGUCGUCAAAGGAAAAGUUAAUUCAAUCGUCAUGGAUUCUUGUCGCAAAUCGUCGGUUGUAUUCGACUCGGUAGUAUCGAGUAUCGAGUUCGUCAACUGUCAAAGUGUACAGAUGCAGGUACUCGGUAAGGUGCCAACUAUUUCAAUUGACAAGACAGACGGUUGUCAAAUGUAUCUGAAUUCUGAAUCAUUGGACGUCGAAUUAAUAACAAGCAAAUCUAGCGAAAUGAACGUCAUGGUGCCCAAAGGGAAUGGAGAUUAUACGGAGUAUCCUGUUCCAGAACAAUUUAAGACAACCAUCAGUCCAAAAGGCCUCAGCACAAUUGCAAUCGAUUCCCUUGGUUAAAAAAAAACAAAAAAGCAAAAAAAAAAACAAAAUCCCAUGAAAACAAGCAAAAAAAAAACCACCCUAAUUAAAAUACUACUAAUCGUAGCCUAAAAAUAUCUUUCUAACAAGUACGAUUCACAUUAGAGGUUAUGUCAUCGUUAAGGAUAUCAUCAAUUUAUUAUUAUUUAUUGUCUUCUCGAAUAAGGUAUGCUCGGAAGUUAUGAUAACGAUGAUGAUAAUGAUGAUGAUGAUGAUGAUGAUGAUGAUAAUAAGAUGAAGUCGAGUUAAAAAGGAUCGACAACUUCGUUAAAAGAAGAAACAAGAAACAAAAAACAAAAAAUAAGCGCGCUACGAAUUGAUUUCAAUCCUAUCUUAAAAUUAGGAUUAAUAAUCCUUUCUUCUUCCUUUCUUCGAC
Polistes dominula (European paper wasp) is the source of this 3608-nucleotide messenger RNA. RefSeq names its product adenylyl cyclase-associated protein 1 (gene capt). Gene Ontology annotation, biological process: actin filament organization; cell morphogenesis; cytoskeleton organization. The record is from RefSeq and is a predicted model, not a curated record. Gene Ontology annotation, cellular component: cytoplasm. NCBI's taxonomy places the organism in Eukaryota, Metazoa, Arthropoda, Insecta, Hymenoptera, Vespidae. Gene Ontology annotation, molecular function: adenylate cyclase binding; actin binding.